This is a messenger RNA of Saccostrea echinata, 1571 nucleotides long. RefSeq lists its product as uncharacterized. The transcript is spliced from 7 exons. The record is from RefSeq and is a predicted model, not a curated record. Lineage: Eukaryota; Metazoa; Mollusca; Bivalvia; Ostreida; Ostreidae. The coding region runs from base 16 to 609 and encodes 197 amino acids.
GAGAAGAUCGGACAAAUGACGAUGGCGCUAUCAUCCAUCAGUCAGCCGAACUAUCCUCCAGAAGAGGUUGACGCAUUAAAAAUGCUGUCUAUAAACCAACACAAACUUGGACAUGCUGUUGAAGAAGCAUUAGAAGUCGAAGAAAAAACUACGGUUAAAAAGGGUACACUUAUGAGCAAUUUCGACACAGGCAACCAGGUCCAGUUGGUCUCAAAAUCCAGUGGGCGAGCCCUGAGGAUAGUCCAGGCUCGGUCUGGUCAACUUAAAGUAGACAGCAGGGGCGACUUGGGCGAACACGAAUGGAAUGCUCUGUGGACAGUUAUUAAUGAAGGUCACAACCAGGUUCGCCUUCACAAUAACUUUAAUUUCCUGGCUAUAGUUAAUGGCGAAACUACUAUAAUACACGUGCCACAGGGAUCUGAACAUGAUAAACCUGAAACCAAGCUCCAAGUCAUUAUACACCCGGAAAGUUUUGUGACCUUGGAGUCGCUAAGGGAACCAGAAAAGUGUGUUGGGAUACUGGACAGUGGCUCUCUCAAGUCAGCAGAGAACUGUACAUGUCACGAUGAUCAUUCCAUGUUUGGAGUACAUUUAAUAAAAAAAGCAUGAUCACUGAAGAAAAUAGGAUUAUUUUGAGUUUCCUUGUGAAGAGGACUGUCCCCAUCGAUUGUAAGCUAUGGAUGUUCUCUGUGUAGUAGCUCAUGUAAAGCAAAGGUUCAAUUGAUUUGUGCUAUUUUGAAAAAAAAAUCUUUUGGAACGACACAGCUACAGUCAGUUAAAUUAAUAUGAAAAUGUCCCCAAUGUCAUAUAGUAUAGAUUCAGAUUUGUUCAAUUCAUGGCUGUAUGAACUAGGAUGGGGGAAACAUGCUAGAUAGUUAGUUGUUAUUGUCCAUAGUUUUACCAAAUGUUAAAUUUUUUCCCAUCAAUAUCUUUACAAUAAAAUUUUCCUUUACAGCAAUAAGCCACUUCCGAAGCAUCUAUUCAAAGUUCUUUUUAACGAGUUAAAUGUAUAUGUAAAGAUCAAUAUCGUAUAAUAAACAUAAUUUUAUAUUGUAACAGAUGAUAUUAAAAACCUAGGAACAAUACUUAAUAAAUCAACACUAUUUUUCAUGCAUGUAUUGCAAUCCAAUAGUUGAUAAAUUUGUCAUAUACAUGUAUGCAUAAAAAUUGUCUAUUUAUGACAGAAUUGACACCGUUUCUAAAUAUAAAGUGACUAUACACCUGGUGCAAAUUUUCUUAGAUUUAAAAACAAUUGGAGAACACCCUUGAUAUUUAUUAUCCAUUGAUGAAAAAGACGCCUUUUGGAAAUUGGAAGAUAUAAAAACAACCUUUCAAUUUUUCAAUACUUAAUUACUUAAUCAAUUUUCCACAUAAAAAAAGAAAUAUUCUUAAUCAGUCUGACAUCUUGCUUCAUUUUUUUUUUCAAAAAGAUGUUAAAGGAAGAGUAAGAAAAUAUCUGUAGUUAAAUAUUUUACGUCCCAGAAUUUGCUUAAAGAGCUAUUAAGGAAGAAAAUGGAUAACUUAUCAAACUGCUGCUAUUUUUCCUCGCUAUAAGUUUAUAGAGAACUAUU